ACUGGUGUCAUUAACACAACGGUAGUCAACAUGAUUCGGUCACUGUUUUUCUUAAUUUGUGUAUCAAGACUGUCAGCUUCAACAAUAACCACGCCAAAAUGCAAAUUGAAUGACAACGCAUGUGUGAAUGAACUAGCUAACACAAUAUUUCAAAAAGCUAUAGCAGGUGAUGCGGAAUUGGGAAUGGAAAAACUGUCACCAUUGCAUCAAGAAAAAAUAGAAGGAGAUCUAUCAGUCAUCAAGUAUACCCUGCAAAAUACUUCGUGCUAUGGAUUCGAAAAAUGCAAAGUUAAAAACCUCGAAUACACCCCAGGCUCAUUGAAGAUCUUGGCACUCUUGCAAUGUCCAGAACUCGUGUUGAAAGGUCAUUAUGAAAUAGAUGGCCAGCUGAUCGUGUUGCCCAUACAGGGCAAAGGGCUUUAUGAACUUACAUCCAGCAACUACGAUAUUGCACUUGACUGCGACACAAAGAAAACAACUGGAAAUGACGGCAAAACAUACGCAACUAUAAGACAAUACAGCAUAGCACCAGUUCUGCGCGGGAGCAUGGAUUUCAUGUUGGAAAACUUGUUCAACGGACGGGAAGAUCUUGCCGCACCAGUUCGUAAGUUCAUGAAGGAAAAUUAUAAAGAAGUUGCUGAAUUAUUGCAAGGACCCGUAUUCAGCGUAAACAUAAAGAAAAUUGUGAAGAAUUUGAACAAAGUGUUGAAAACAUCUCCGAUUGAAGACAUGAUAGAUUCCUAAAACUAUGUUAAGGCCAGAUUUUCCAAUAAAAUAAUGGUUAUUCAUGGGAUAUAAUAAAACACAAACAAUUUGAAAACUACAACUGUAUGAAUUAAAUGAAAUAAUCGUCUGACAACUAUAUUUAGUUUAAUUUAUUUGAUUAGUAACUUUUAUCUGACGAUUUUAAAAUCGUCUUGGUAUAAAGUACAAAUAUUGUUUGAAUGGUUUAAAUAAAGACCUGAUGUUUAUUAAA
This is a messenger RNA of Manduca sexta (tobacco hornworm), 976 nucleotides long. RefSeq names its product circadian clock-controlled protein daywake. The coding region runs from base 31 to 744 and encodes 237 amino acids. Lineage: Eukaryota; Metazoa; Arthropoda; Insecta; Lepidoptera; Sphingidae. The record is from RefSeq and is a predicted model, not a curated record. The transcript has 5 exons.